GUGCUAGGGAUAUUUUCUUCACCCCCUCUCAAUUGCUUUCUUCUUCAUCUUCUCUCUUGUUCUUUAUGUCAUAGCUCUAUGCUUUGAUCCCUUUAUUAUUUAUGCCAUGAAAUAUGAUCGAUCGUCAUGUUAAUGAUAGCUGGCUAAGCAUCUGUUUAAGUUUAUGCACUAAAAAAGUUUUGUUCAAAGAAUUUCUCAAGUUUGUUCUUGUUGUAUACAUGCUUUUCAGAAAUGAGUUUCACUGUUGGAAUCCGAAAUUGCUUCACUGCAAAGUUCAGGGUUGGCUUUGUCCCAUUCAUCCUCCGUUUCCCUUCAUUUGAAAGAAAUUCCAAGCAGUGAUUUCCCGCUUUCGUCUCUGGCUUCGCCUCUGGCUUCGCUCUUUCUUGUUGCCCUUCGUCGGAGGCCGUCGAGUUCAGGGGCCUCACGGUGAGACCAUCCAUUGCUAUUCCGUUCUUUUCUCGUCGGGAAUUUAGAAUCCCUUUUCUGUUUGCUUAACUGGCGAUCGAAGUGUUUUUGCUCAACUCCAAUCUUGUCUUGUUUGGGUCUCUUCUUGUAGAGUUCCUCUGUUCGUCCGUGUUUCUUUGAGUCUGCUACUGAGUUCUUGACGAUCAAUUGAUCAAUGUGGUGAGUUUUUCGUCUUUCCCGUCUCCUUGGAUUGGUAUCUGCUAUUGAAUUUUUGGCUCCCGUCUGUAUCGUUUCUGCGAACCCUAAGUUUGAUGUCAAACUGAUUUCGAGUUUCUUUCCUUUUUCUUUAGAAUUACCUUGCUUUAAUCGGUAUGGAGGAUACCCUUUAGUUUGUUAGCUUGGAAUUUUGAUCUCAUUGGUGUCUGCGACUGGAGCUUAAACUCCCCACAGCUUAGUUUUCGUCGAACCCUUAUUUUACUUUCAGAUCGAUUUUGAACAACCUUUCUUUUUCUUUAGAAUCGCCUAACAUCAAUGAGGGUGGAGGAGACCCUUUAGUUUGGUUGCUUGGAAUCUUAGCUUAUUCUUAUCAACUGUUCAACUUAAGUCUUUUUUUCUUUCUGUAUCCUUGAAAUUUGGCUAACUGUUAUCUGGAGACCUUGAGUUAGUUUGUUUAGAAUAUUAGUCUAAUUCGUAGAUACAGUAGAAUCUUUUUUUUGUUUCUUCAAAAUCGGGUUCAUGGUUCUUCACAAGUUUGUUUAACUUUCAUGAAUCUUUCACUGCCAGAUUGCUCUUUUGCUUCUUUGAAUCUUUCGAAAGUCUCUAUUAAUCUAGUCUCUGUCGUAGCUCCUAAAUCUUUCAAAAGUUCCUUGUAUUGAUCCCUACUGUAGUAUAUUUUUGAUUUACUGUAAUUCUUCUGUCAAGUUCGAUGAAACUGGUGUUUUCAAGACUUACUAUUCAUUUUCAGCUUUUCUAUGGAGAUUUAUUACCUAGGCUGCCUAUACUAUGUCUCUAACUGUGAUUAUAUUACCUAGGCUGAAUACUGUUUUCCGCAAGGCUGGUAGCUUUAUCAGCGGGGUGUUCACUGGGACGUUUAACAAAAGGUGAGAAUAUGUUCUGUAUUUAAUAUUUUUUAUUUCUUUCUGUUUCUGGUAGUUUGCUGAUAGAUUCCAUCUGUCUUUAUUCUAGGAAGUUUGAUGCCAUAGAGAGGGCCGCGAGAGACAGCCAAGAUUUGCUCCACCAACUUGAUCAAUUGGAAAAGGCUGUUAUAGCCAAUGCCAACCAACUGACAGACUUAGAGAGUAGUAUUAAAAGUGCCAUUCGUGAUCAGCAGAGUCAUGUGUUAAUCUUCGUAUUGCUGUCUCGUAUUCAAAAGAUUCAAGAUGAAAACCGUAAUCUUUCUCUGAGAAUGCAAGCUGUUAUCACACAGCAGAAAGGUUGCGAAACUGUGAUAAAGAGGAUAAAGGCGGGAGAUGUAAGUGUUUUUUGCUGAUCCAUAGAUUCUGUGUUCAUUUAUCAAAGUAGCUGUACAAAGUUAUUCUCAUCUUGCAUAAUGUUGGUCUUUUUUUUUUUUUUAAUUUUGUGCUUGUUCAACUUGGUUUGUGAACAUUAUUUUGCAGGGCAAUCCUUCUUUGCUACUGCCAAAUCUCAACACUGCUGUUAAUGAGGAAGAUGCAGUAGAUCUCCAAACUGAAAAUAAUGCAAUUGAUUUUGUCCAUGUCGGUAACUUCAUAAACAUUUUAUUUCUUUUCUUGUUGAUAUAUUAUCUUAACAAUUUCAAUUCUUUUGCAGGAGGCUGUCUUUCUUGAUAUCAAUGUCCAUCCUCCUUUGGAAAAUGUUGCUAACAAUGGAAAUCAGGUACAUGAGGUGUUUUAUGUUAUGCAUUUUUUUGCUUUUUCAAAGUAUAUAAGUGUACUAUGGCUCACAUUGUCUUUUUUUUUUUUUUUACAAUUUUAGAAGAAUAACAUAUUAUGGAUACGUUAACUUAUAAUUAAUAAUGUCUUUAACUUAUUCUGCAAAUUUUUAUGAAAAAUACUAGAUAUACGUUAAAUCAUACAGAACCAAAACAACCCUCCGUUGUUCGAUGUAGAAACUACAUUAAUAUCAACCAAUAUGAAAUGCUCAUUAAGAACAAGAGCAUCCUUCGUCCACUCUCCAGACUCGGAACAAAACACGUCUAUCUUUAUAGAAUCGGGAAAGUGAUAUAUACAGACCAUCCGAAACCGAUAUGCAGAGGAAUAAACAAAUGGUUUUUGGCCAUCUCCUAGAUCAAGUUUAACAUUAGAGCGGGGUUCACAAACUAACCUUGCCUCUUUUAAUCCAAUCGUAGAAAACAGCCGCGUUUCAGGCGCUAGAGGAAGAGCGAUCCACUGCACCGUAAACGGGUUGCAGAGGAAGAGAGAUCUCGGAUAUUCGGCAUGAAAAAACCCUGCCUCGUUAAAUCCGCACAAAACCAAGUCCUUGUAGGAAUCAUAAACUCGGAAAUCCCAUCGUUGUACGAAACAAAAUUUAUCAGGCAGGAGGAGGAAGCUCAAAAUGGAUUUGCCGAAGCAUGAGGCCAUCAAAGGUGGUUCUUCGAAUUCGCCCCGCCGUAUCGUUCCCAUCUGCUCUGCUGGUGAGAAAUGAAACGGCCAACGAAGUGGGGAUCGGAAAUCAGAGACUUCCAUCGCUUGCAGAAUGCUUUGAAUUGCCAGGCGAAUCUGGGUUCCGGAAGGCGAAUGAGAACUUCUGCUAGGAGAUCGUCACCGAAAUUGCUGAUCGGAGAACGAGUGUUUACUACUUCCGAGUCAUCGACCCGCCGUCAUUUCCUGGACGCGCAAGGGAGAAGACCAAAUCUUAGCUCCAGUGGGUUGGAUGUGCAGUUCUCGGUGGCCAUGGCAGCGGUACAACUACAGGAUGAACACGAAGAUUAGCACGCCGCCGAUAAAGGAGAAAGGAUGCGGUGGUAGAUGAGAGGCAGAGAUUUGAACUCCUAUUAAUAGACGCAAUGAUACAUGAAUGCCGAAUCUACUAUGGAUUAGGAACGCCCAUAUGAAACAUGGCCAAUUCAUGGGUCGGGUCUCUCUUUAUAGUUGCACUUCUAAUUUUGGGCAAAUAACCCUAAAAAAUCGUAACUAUUAAAAAAUAUUAUUUGUGUUC
Molecule: messenger RNA, 3540 nt
Organism: Linum trigynum
Lineage: Eukaryota; Viridiplantae; Streptophyta; Magnoliopsida; Malpighiales; Linaceae
Source: the annotation of a GenBank genome assembly